AACCUAUAACCCCUGGAUCAUAAUAAAACUACCUUACCAUUGUGAUUAGGCUCGCCUUCAAUUAUUUAACUAUACAAAUUAUAAUAAUUUCUCAAGUUAGUAGAUACCGAAACUUCCUGUGAAGAAACCAAACUAACUAACAAAUUAAGUAAAAGGACACCUUUUGGGGUGAGGCAUAUAAAUAACAGUCCUGCAUAGCAAACCUAAUGUGAUCAUACUACCCUGUUAUUAGAAUUCCAAGCAAGUUUCUAAAGUCUAAUCUUCCCAUGAAUCAAUUAGUUGUGUUCAUUUUACUUGUUUUCUUCUUCUUCUUCCAUGUCAAAGCACAAUCUCCUAGCUCUGCGCAGGACAUGCUUUCCCAACAUCCAACCAGUUUUCAACAUGCGAACAUAACAUUUGUCAUCGGUGUCCUCUGCGUCAUGGUUUCACUAAUAUUCAUCAUCCUUGUCUUUGCAAAGUUCUAUCUUCUGUCAUCAUCUGUUGAUAACAAUCAACAAACUCAAGAUGGAGUACUUACUCAAUCAAGGCCUCGAUUCUCCGGAAUUGAUAAAACAGUGGUCGAGUCUCUUCCUUUCUUCAGAUUCUCUUCACUCGAUGGAUCAAGGGAAGGACUUGAAUGUCCAGUUUGCCUAUCUAAGUUCCAAGAUACUGAAAUUCUUCGGUCACUGCCCAAGUGCAAGCAUGCCUUUCACAUCAACUGUGUUGAUCCAUGGCUCGAGAAGCACUCAAGCUGUCCUCUUUGCAGGACUAAGGUCAGUGCUGAUGACCUUACGUACUCGAAUAGUUCAAACUACUUAUGGAACCAGUCAGAGCGGCGACAGGACUCAAACUUGGAGCUUGUUGUCCAGAGAGAGGAAGACCAUCAUGGCUCUUCAAGAUUUUGCAGUGGAAGUAGCUUUAGGAAAUCUGGAAAGGGUAAGAAAGAAGAAGAAUUGCCAAUCCAAGAAAAUUGUGAUAGCCACGAAAAUGAAAAAGGUCUGCAUAAGUUGAAGAAUAGAUGGAGCAGUGUGAGUUCUUCUGACCUCAUGCUCUUGAAUUCAGAGAUGCUUAAUGCUAUGUCAAGCUAUAGAUUCUCUUCAUUGGAUACAAAUAACGAUCAAUUCGUUACAGGGAGUAGGGUUGCAGAGAGAGAAAUUAUGUUGAAUCCCAAGGCAGAGAGAUCGAUGUCAGAGAUAGCAGUUCAUCCAAGAUUUAUAGAGCUGAACAUGAGAAGUAGUAUUAGAGACUCGACUCAUCCUGAAAAUAAUGUCGAGGAGGACAGAUUGAAGAGACUUUGGUUGACAAUUGCACGAAGAACAGUUCAAUGGUUUGCAAAUAGAGAGGAAAGGACACAACAGUACUCUCACAACACAAGAGAGUCACUGAAUGUGUAGUUUUGCAAAAUUUGUGCAUUUCAAACUACUAAUGAGGAGUGUGAAACCUCGCUCAUUGAGCACUCUAUUUAAGCUGAUCAAGAGGAGCAGAUGUAUCAUCCAUUUGUUUAUUUCCAUGAUUCACUUGGAACUUCAUAUUAAGUUUGUUAAUUGAUCAUGUUCUUAUUGUAAAUAGAUAUAGUAGCACUCUGUAUAUGUUUUACACAUCAUAUAU
Molecule: messenger RNA, 1587 nt
Organism: Cornus florida
Lineage: Eukaryota; Viridiplantae; Streptophyta; Magnoliopsida; Cornales; Cornaceae
Product: E3 ubiquitin-protein ligase ATL42-like
Exons: 1
Coding region: 267-1373 (368 amino acids)
Source: RefSeq, a predicted model, not a curated record